Molecule: messenger RNA, 1368 nt
Organism: Malus domestica (apple)
Lineage: Eukaryota; Viridiplantae; Streptophyta; Magnoliopsida; Rosales; Rosaceae
Product: loganic acid O-methyltransferase-like
Biological process (GO): methylation
Molecular function (GO): S-adenosylmethionine-dependent methyltransferase activity
Source: RefSeq, a predicted model, not a curated record
CUCUAUAAGCUUCUAAUUAUAUGGCAGAAGGGGAUCGAACGAUGUUGUCGGGUUCAGCUGAUCCCAUGAAUCUCAACGGAGAUCAUGAAAAUAGAGCGAAACCGGUCACAGGUCCGCUGCCUAUGAACGGUGGAAAUGGCACUUACAGCUACUCCAAGAACUCCUCCUACCAGAAAGAAUCUGCUGAUCUUGAGAAGGGAAAAAUCAUUGAGGAAAUUGAGGAGAAGCUUGAUAUGAAAAAACUCUCAUCUUUUUCAAACACCAUUUGUCUAGCAGACUUGGGAUGUUCCACUGGACCAAACACUUUCAUGAUAAUUCAAGAAAUACUAGAAGCUAUGCAACGCAAACACCGAUCCCAAUUAUCCCAAUCAUGUCCCAAAGCUGAUCAACAGUACUCUGAUGAUCAUCAAAUGCCUGAAUUUCAAGUCUUCUUUAACGACCUAGAGGCGAAUGACUUCAAUACCCUCUUCACCUCUCUCCCACAAGACAGGAAAUACUUUGCAGCCGGCGUGCCCGGUUCUUUCCAUCGCCGUUUGUUUCCCGAGUCGUCUAUCCACUUUGUACAUACCUCAUCUAGUCUUCAUUGGAUCUCCAAGUCGCCUGAAGUAUUGCAAAACAAGGACUCUCCGGCGUGGAACAAGGGCAGGAUUCAUUACACAAGUGCCCCGGAUGAAGUGGUUGAUGCUUACGCGGCGCAGUUUGCCGAGGACAUGAAGAACUUUUUGAAUGUUAGGGCCACAGAGCUUGUGCCUGGAGGAAUGAUGGUAAUGAUCUUGUCUGGAAUCCCCAAAGGGAUGCCUUAUUCUGAAAUCCCAGCGGGUAUGUUGUACAAUUGUAUAUCGUCUAGCCUCAUGGAUAUGGCAAAAGAGGGAAUAAUUGAAGAAAGUGAAGUGGAUUCCUUCAACUUGCCAUAUUAUGCAGCCUCGUUAGAGGAGAUGGAGGAGAUAGUAGAGAAAAACGGGUGUUUUAAGAUAGAGAGAAUGGAGUCGUCAAACCCAGCAGCAUGGCUGCAAAAUCGUCCAGUUGACAUACCAACUUUGGUGAAACAUGUAAGGGCUGCAGUGGAGGGGAUGUUUGCCAGACACUUUGGAAGUGAGGUCAUGGAUGAAAUGUUCGGAAGAGUGACCGAUAAACUUCUAGACAUUUCCGACCUCGUAAACUCACGGCGCGACGAGAAAAGUCAGUUGCUUGCUGUUCUCAAACGCAAAUGAUUCUGACUAAAACUGAAAUAUUAUUGCUUCAUCAUCUUAUUCAAGAAAAUAAAAGGGAACAAAAGGAGAGAGAUUGGAAUUCAUCAUCAAACGUAAAUGCUAGUGUGUACUUGAUAAAGCCUUAUCCCAAUUAUCGUCAAAAUACUUAUAUUUAUUU